Molecule: messenger RNA, 964 nt
Organism: Magnolia sinica
Lineage: Eukaryota; Viridiplantae; Streptophyta; Magnoliopsida; Magnoliales; Magnoliaceae
Product: triacylglycerol lipase OBL1-like
Exons: 2
Coding region: 18-830 (270 amino acids)
Biological process (GO): lipid metabolic process
Molecular function (GO): triacylglycerol lipase activity
Source: RefSeq, a predicted model, not a curated record
AGCCCGAGGACGCCAGCAUGAUCGUCGGAGCCUUCCGUGGUACUGAGCCGUUCCUUGCCAAGGACUGGUCGACCGACGUCGACUUUUCUUAUAUGAGCAUGAGCAAAAUGGAAAAAGCCCAUGUGGGCUUCAUGAAAGCUUUGGGCCUCCAAGAUGAGAAGGACUACCUAAAGGGAUGGCCCAAGGACUACCAAGGGGAGAAAGACAAGCCCCUGGCUUACUACAUCAUAAGGGAAAAACUCAAGUCAUUGCUUCAAAAGCAAAAGAAUGCUAAGAUAGUAAUCACAGGACAUAGCUUAGGUGCUGCACUCGCGGCUGUCUUUCCUUCUAUGCUGAUUUUACAUGAGGAGACUACCAUUUUGAAUAGCCUGUGGGGCAUCGUGACCUAUGGGCAGCCUAGGGUUGGAGAUGAGACCUUUGCUUCCUAUGUGGAAACAAACAUGCCUGUAAAGACGUGUUAUAGGGUGGUGUACAGGUAUGACGUGGUCCCUCGAGUGCCCUUUGAUAAUCCGGCCUUUAAAUACAAGCACUUUGGAUGGUGCAUCUACUUCAACGGCUGGUAUGCUGGAAAGGUGGUGAGGGAGGAGCCCAACAAGAACUACUUCAAUCCGAUAUACAUUGUAUCAAAGUACUACAAUGCAUGGUCAGAUCUGUUCAAGUCACUCUUCUUGGGCAGAACACAGGGUCCAGAUUUCAAGGAAAGUGGAAUGUCAUUUGGUUUCAGGUUGUUGGGGCUGAUAAUUCCAGGGCUUGCCUCUCACGGCCCAAGGGACUAUGUGAAUAGUACAAGGCUUGCGAAAAUAACCGUGUCUGAGAAGGAAAUGGUUUGAGAUGGAAGGGGCAUUACUGUCUUUUUAGUAUAAAGCCUGGUGGCUCUUGCAUGUUUCCCUUUCACUGCGGAAUAAAAUAUGCCGUUGUGCAUCUUGACUAUUAUAUAAUAUAAUACCAAAGUUACCCUUCUUUA